Molecule: messenger RNA, 1417 nt
Organism: Stomoxys calcitrans (stable fly)
Lineage: Eukaryota; Metazoa; Arthropoda; Insecta; Diptera; Muscidae
Product: vitellogenin-1-like
Exons: 3
Coding region: 1-1179 (392 amino acids)
Molecular function (GO): lipase activity
Source: RefSeq, a predicted model, not a curated record
AUGGAGACGAAGGUGAAAUUUAAAUUUCAAAAUAAUAUAUUUAAAGCAUUAGUGUUAAUCAGCAUCCUCUAUUUGAGUGCGGGACAAUCCCAAAAAGUAAAAGACCUUCUGCAAUCUGGCCAUGAUAUUCUUGAAGGAUUUGAAGUAGAAAUACCAAAAUAUCUACCCAAUCAUCAGGAUCUGGAAUACAUUUCAAAGCAAACACUUCCUGGUCUACCCGAACAGACAUUAUUUGAAAUAAUUAAUCAGGCAUGUUCUAUCUACUUGGAUUCGGGUAAAAUAGACCCUCGCAUAACUCCAAAGGCUGAGAAUAUAAAUUUCCAGUUAAGAGCCCCUUGUAAAAAUAUAAGCAUACCCAUUCUGGAGGCUGAUAAAAUAGUCGAUCUUCCGGAGUUUGACGUUAAUGGACAAGUUGUCAUUUACAUAAGCGGCUGGAGGACUACAAUAAAUGGAACCACUGAAACUCAAGAUAUGGCCAAUGCAUUCAAUUGUAGAGGUGGCUACAAUUUUCUGUAUGUUGACCCUUCGAAUUAUGUACAAACUAUUUAUACAUGGUCUGCUUUUAAUACAGAAGCUGUGGGCGCUUUUGUAGCCGAGGGAAUUGUGAAAUUGGUCAAAAAAAUUCCUUUGAAAAAUAUUUACUUGAUAGGUCACAGUCUGGGAGCUCAAAUGGUGGGAAAGGCUGGUCGCCAGUUCACAAAUCUGACUGGACAAUAUAUUCCACGUAUAACUGGAUUGGAUCCUGCCAAUCCAUGUUUCAAUGAGGGUGAAGUGUUAUCCGGUAUUCUCCGUGGCGAUGCAGAUUUUGUCGAUAUAAUACAUACGAAUCCUGGAGUGCUCGGAAAAAAGGAACCCAGAGGUAAUGUUGACUUUUACGUCGAAGGCUAUGGCCCAAUCAAACCACGCUGCACGAAAUUUGGUUGUUCCCAUAAACGUGCUGUUAAAUAUUAUACUGAGAGUGUCUACCCGGGACAUGAAAGUGAUUUCCUUGCAAAACGUUGUAAUUCAUUAAUCAGCCUGAACACUGGUCGUUGCGAUGGACCCGAAUAUCCGAUGGGUUUUGCUACACCAUCGAACUUGAACGGAAAAUUUUUCUUAAAUGUAAACGGCGUGCCGCCUUAUGGUAAAAAUGCCACGACAGGAAUAGAAUCUAAUGCCUGUGGUCUUUGCACAAAAUAAUGCAUCAAGGGAGUUGGUGCCCAGUACUGCAUUUCUGUAACUUCUAACGAACAUCCUUUAGUUAAAUUUGUCGACAAAAAAAUCGUUUGCACUGUUUUUUCUCUUUGGCAACUCUACCCAAGAAAAAAAAAAACGAAAAGCACAAAAAGGAAUCGGCAAAAAUAAUUAAUAAUUCAUAGUCUGUAAUUUUAAAAACAUCAAAAAUCUAAAUAAAAUGUACACAAUUAAUAAAAGAAAA